This is a messenger RNA of Nematolebias whitei (Rio pearlfish), 1119 nucleotides long. It is a transcript of the gene tmx2a, whose product is annotated as thioredoxin-related transmembrane protein 2a. Gene Ontology annotation, biological process: brain development. Gene Ontology annotation, molecular function: disulfide oxidoreductase activity. The transcript is spliced from 8 exons. The record is from RefSeq and is a predicted model, not a curated record. Gene Ontology annotation, cellular component: membrane-bounded organelle. The coding region runs from base 56 to 973 and encodes 305 amino acids. Lineage: Eukaryota; Metazoa; Chordata; Actinopteri; Cyprinodontiformes; Rivulidae.
CUCCGUUCCUCACUUUACUCCAUAUUCGUCCUGGUAGGCCGACCUCUAUGAAAACAUGGGUUUAAUCACAGGAGUGUGCACCUUCUUGUAUCAUUUACCACAGAUAUAUAAAUGGCUGCUCAAACCGUAUUAUAUCGUCUCGCUUUUUAUGACCGUCGCCUUUCUGGUGGUCAGGAAAGCCCCCGGACUGUGCGAGCACCUAGCUUCGGAUCGGGAGGACGGCAACUCGUGCGACUUUGACUGGAGAGAAGUGGAGAUCCUCAUGUUUCUCAGUGCAAUAGUGAUGAUGAAGAACAGAAGAGCCAUCACCUUGGAGCAGCACAUUGGCAACUUGUUCCUGUUCAGUAAAGUGGCCAACGUCAUCCUCUUCUUCAGGCUGGACAUCCGGCUGGGCAUCCUCUACCUCACCCUGUGUGUAGUGUUUGUCAUGACCUGUAAGGCUCCUAUUUACAUGGGCCCAGAGUACAUCAAGUACUUCAAUGACAAGACCAUCGACGAGGAGCUGCAGAGGGACGGUCGUAUCAUGUGGAUAGUCGAGUUCUACGCCAACUGGUCCUCCGAUUGUCAGUCCUUCGCUCCCAUCUUUGCCGACCUCUCUCUCAAGUACAACUGUGCAGGUCUCAGGUUUGGAAAAGUAGACAUCGGUCGCUACGGAGAGGUUUCACAGAGGUACAAGGUCAGCACGUCUCCUCUGGCCAAGCAGCUGCCCUCACUGGUGCUGUUUCAAGGAGGGCGGGAGGUUCUGAGACGUCCAAUGGUGGACAAGAAAGGGAGAGCCGUCUCCUGGACUUUCAAUGAGGAGAACAUCAUCCGAGAGUUUAAUCUCAACGAGCUUUUCCAGAAAUCCAAGAAGCUGAACAAAAGUAUCGCUACGAAGGAGGAGAGUGGGUCUUGGGCACAAGAGGGCAGCGAAGAUCUUCCCGAGGAAACAAAGGAGCCGGAGCAGCCGACAGAAAGCAAAAAGGAUCAGUGAAGAGGAUAAUACUUUGUUUAGUUUCACUCAUUUCAUCUUUGUAGGAAUCAAAAAUGUUAACAUUUGUCCCUUUCAGCCGCACGUUAACCUGUCCUGUUUACCUCCAAAUCAAAGUAAAACCUGAAACAGACGAGAGUCACAACACU